This is a messenger RNA of Lactuca saligna, 453 nucleotides long. The record is from the annotation of a GenBank genome assembly. NCBI's taxonomy places the organism in Eukaryota, Viridiplantae, Streptophyta, Magnoliopsida, Asterales, Asteraceae.
AUGGACCAUUCUGGUACUACUGUGCAUGUAAUGAAGGCAAAUGAAAAUGAAAAUGAGGAUAAUUGUUCUGUCAAGUCAAACAUGUCAGUCGAAGGGGAAGAAGGUAUUGACCUAACUGAAAUUAAGAGUUCAGAAGAAAUCAACAUGGAAGGAAUAACCUAUGAAGGAGUAAUUCAGGGUAAUGGAAAUGAGGAAGCCACAGAAGGUGAUCAAAAAGAUGAUGAAGAUGAUAAUGUCCCAGAUGUGAAAGGAAGAAUGAUGUUUAUGAAGACAUACUUGGAAGAAGCAGUUUCCAAUUCUAGGUUCACCAACCCUCAACAAUUAAAAUUUGUGAUUUGUAAUUAUGCUCUAGCAAAUGGAUAUCAAUUGUACUUUGAAAAAACGACAAUAAAAAGUUAUUGGUUAAGUGUAGUAAUGGUCAAUGCAUAUUUAGGCUUUGGGCGUCAUGGAUGA